AUGGGGGAUGUAAAAGCUUUAAAGAGGGAAAACAAUGAACUUAAAAAACGAAUUAGCCAGCUUUCUAAAGAUUUCAAGUCCAUGCAGCUGAUGCAAGACAAGAUGGCUGAAAAGCGCAAGGUUUAUUUGAGUAGCAAGAUACCAAAUGAGAAUGAUGUUCAAUUUCUUAGUAAUGGCUAUGAUGAGUUGGUGAAAUUCAAGAAAAGAUACACAAAAAGAGCUGACGAAGGCUUGAGUACAUAA
Paramuricea clavata is the source of this 243-nucleotide messenger RNA. The record is from the annotation of a GenBank genome assembly. NCBI's taxonomy places the organism in Eukaryota, Metazoa, Cnidaria, Anthozoa, Malacalcyonacea, Plexauridae.